Molecule: messenger RNA, 3085 nt
Organism: Vollenhovia emeryi
Lineage: Eukaryota; Metazoa; Arthropoda; Insecta; Hymenoptera; Formicidae
Product: histone-lysine N-methyltransferase SETD1B-like
Exons: 6
Coding region: 482-2821 (779 amino acids)
Molecular function (GO): nucleic acid binding
Source: RefSeq, a predicted model, not a curated record
GAGAGAGAGAGAAAGGAAGCGAGGAAUGAUCGGCGUCCGCGAGCGCGGAUGCAGGCGCGUUCCUCGUCAACGACGAGAUGAAUUGCGCAACGCGAUUUCGCCCAGUGAUGGGAGAUCGCACGGAAUUCACGCGCACGCGCAUUGAGCAAACUUCUGCGCAGCCUCACUGACGUACAUAUUAUGUGGUAGCAUAAGGUUCCCAACAUGAAAAUGAAUCUGAAAGCGAAUUUAGGGAGGAAAAAUUUUGAUGUAAGUAUCAUGGUUCACAAAUGUAUUAUUAUUAGAAACAGUAAACGAAGCAGAUGGGUUGAUAUUACGACUUUGAUUUAUAUUAUCAAUAUGUAUUAUCACAAACACUAUCACAGAAUAAACACGGGAAAACUAUCGGAAUGGAUACUUCGUGCAUGCACGGGACCCCUGUGACCCCUUAACGUGGCACCUACAUCCAUCAUUGGAUUCGAGCUGCUACGUCAUCUCACGCAUGCGCACGAAGUCUCCCGUAGCAGACGAUUCCGUGCAAUCUCCCAUCACUGAUUUCGCCCCGUCACCUCUCGUCGCGAUCGGGUCAGGGUCGUUCCUGUUUAUCCGCCGCGCGCACGCGCGCAGGGGUUGGCACCCCUGGCGUCCGCGCCGUGGCGUACGCUUGUCACUCAUGCUCGUGCUACGAUGUGUUUACGUUGUAACUCAGGAAAUGCUGCUACCCUGUAAGGCGAGCCACGUCGAGCCUGGCAGCAUGAAGCGCGCGGUGCCCGAGCAGAGCGGCGAUGGCAAGCGGAACUACUUCAAGCACGAGUCCAUCGGCUUCGGAUACGACGCCGCCUCGUACGCCAACUACCCGUCGCCGUCGUCGUCGUCGUCCACGCCCUCCGCCAUCGCCCAGCCUCUACCCGGCCAGCCACCCCUGCCUCCCAUGCCGCCGCCGCCCAGCGGGGUCCCGCCUCCGCCACACGUUUUCGGACCAGUGCCUUCCCAAGUAGCCCCCAUCCAGUGGACACCCGCGCACACCCCCUGGCAAUGGAUAGCGUCGCAAACGUCCCCCCUGCCGCCCCCGACUCCGCACGAGAUCGCUAAUACGAUUGCUCAGAGGGAGAUCCCGCUCAGGGGUAACUACGUGCGCCGCGAGAGGUUUCACAGUAGGAGCAACGUGUACGCUCAGAGAAAUAACUUUCACCGUAAAAACCGAAGGGUGGUGCGGUUCGGGCAGCCGCAGGCGCAGUUCGAUCAGGCCGCGUACUUUGGCGCGACCCUCGCCGGUAAUCUCGGACUGGAGUGGCGGAGGGGCAAUUAUCCCGUCGCGACGAGCGACGCCAUAAUAAACCACAUGACCGUUCCCGUACCUAAUCAUCCCCCCGUACCCUCCAUCCCGCCGGGAAUCGCGAGCGGCCGGCACGUCGAGGAGGCGGAGGAUCAGGAUGUAAAAAUUGAAAAGGUGGUGAAGAAGAACAAGCAGAGGAAGCCGAUGUCCCAGAGCUACGUCAACAAGCCGUGGAACAGGGAGGACGCGGAAAGGGCUCUGAAGAUCGAGAGCGAGUACAACAUGAAGAACAAGGUCAACGCGCAGAGCUUGAUAAUCAAGUUCCCCGACACGGACUUGAAUAAGGACAUCGUCACCAAGUUUCAUUCCGACAUACUGAACAUACACUUUCAAAAUCCCUGCGGGCCGAGAUACUGCUUCAUUCAGAUGGCGGAGGACGUGAAUAUUGACGAGGCGAUCAAGGAGCUGGAGAAGAUCAAGUUUGGCCUUGGGCACUUGAAGGUCGAGAAGAAGUCGUUGCGAGACGAGGAUAAUCCGGAGGAGAUAGAUCCCUAUACCUUGUUCAUAGGAAAUCUGCCCGAAUCUGUUAAAACGAGCGAGAUAAAGAGUAAGUUUCCGAAGGCGCAAGACGAAGAGACGCGGAAGAUGAAGAACACACGAAAUAUUCUUAUGAGAUACAACAGCGUGGAUGAUGCGAUAUCAGACUACAAACAAGCGUACGGUUUAAUGUGGGACAAGAGGAAUAUUAACGUUAGAUUCAGACGGAAGAGAGGCAACGCUUGUCCACCCGAGGAACCCAAGCUCGACGUUAAGAAAGUUAAGGAGGAGCCGAGCAACGCCGCACAAGCGGAGAAGGAGCGGAACGCGAAUCAUGUUGAGCUAGAGGUAAACAUCAACGAGUUGAAAGAGGAAGAAGGUAACGCCGACGAAACGAAGGAGGACAAGCUCAAUCACGCGGACAAGUCGUCGGCAAAUCAAAAUGCGGGUAGCGCGGUAGCGCGACUGCAAGAUAAUUCCAAUAAGGCGCAAAGGAAACCGGCGUCGCAGGUUCAGGAGGACACGAACUCUCACCUGGCUGGGUUAUCGGCACAAGAAGAACAACCUUGGACGUCACAGUCCCCUCAAGUACCUACGGCAUCGGAAGCUCCCCCGCCGUAUCUAACCGAAGCGAACGCCGUUGAGGAAACGGUGAUGCUUGCACAAAUCAAGGAGGAGCCCAUAGAUUACGAUGACAUGGAUACGUUUGAUAAUAUGUAUAAUAGCAUGCGGUCGGACGAUGAUGUCGACGAUGAUGACGAUUCCGACGAUGACGAGGAGCCGGACGAUUCCGACGAUGACGAGGACGAUGCCGAGGAGCCGGACGAUUCCGACGACGACGAGGAUAACAAUGCGGAUGACCGUGGCGACGACGAUGAGGACGAGGAUAUCGACGAUGACGGAAAUAUUGCGUUUAGGGCUAAGUUGUCAGGAGCAACGCGAGAUAACGAAGAACCGUCAGACCACCUCGAUCAAAUGUUCAGCGAACUGGAGAACAUGACGGGCGAUAUUGGUUUCUUAAAACAAUGAACGAAACCACGUCGUCUCCAACGCUGACCGAUCCAGUUCUUUUGAUGAGAUUUGAUUCCGCAUAUAACGUGUAAAUAUCAGUAGUUGCGUAAUAUAAACGAAUGAGACUGCAUGUAUUUAGAUAUAGUAGCGUAAGCGAUUAUAUAAAGCCCGUAUUUAAGUAUUUUGUAAUUAUUAUUUCUUCCAAUGGAUUUCAAUGAAUAUCAGGCUUAAGCGGAUCAUCAUGUAAGCUCUAUUAUAUCAUUAAAGUUAUUAUUUUACGUA